AUGUCUUCACCGACGAACCUGGCGAGAAGGACGCUUCUGUCCCGCAAGGCUCUCAACCCGUCGUCUGUCUACACUAUAUCCGGCAUCUCUUCGUCCAGCCGAUGCCUCCAUGGUAUCCCUGUUUUAUCCCGAGGAUCUCACUCCCAUGCCUCCCUGGGCAAGGCGUCUAAUACCCGGUUCGACCCCAGGUGGCUGUCAAGGAUAAAAACGCGGAUUGGUAAAUGUAUUGCCUUUGGAAUGAAGCAGGUACUGGUGCCUGUUGCCGGAGGGGUGCUGGAGGAGAUAGCGCAGGACUGGAGAGAGCUGGUUGCAGGUAGCGAGGGAUUCUUGACUGGGGAGAAGUACUGCGGUCUCCAUAAGCAUAAUGUCGUAUGGGGAGAGAUGGAUUCCAUGGUAAGAUACCUGUUCCUUCCUUUCGAUGUUUUUGGAACAUCCGAAGUGCCAUGUAAACAACGUCAUCCCAUGAUGUUCCCCGACCAGAUAUGCGUAUAUCACAAACUAGCAAAUGAACCACCCCUCCCAGGGGAUCCGAACCCAGCGCCUUUUUCCAACUUACAUCUCGACGUGAUGAUUCUGUCGGAAGCUAAGCAGAGACCUGCUGCUCGCUGCGAGGAGGAUGUGGUGUUAUAUGACUACCGGAUUGCAAAGAAGCUGACUUCGUUGCCUUCCUGGAUGCUGGUGCAGUACAGGAAGCUGUGGGAAGCGCAGGAGAUGGCGAAGAAGGAGAAUAGAGCCAAGGUGCAGGAUAUUGAGAGGAGGGUGAGGGAGUUGGAGGUGGGUACGUGGGAUAGAGAGGGCGCUGUUGAGAGUAUGGGCUCCGCUGCUAGCAGUUAA
Messenger RNA from Microsporum canis CBS 113480, 834 nucleotides. RefSeq lists its product as hypothetical. The record is from RefSeq and is a predicted model, not a curated record. The transcript has 4 exons. Bases 1 to 834 code for a protein of 277 amino acids. NCBI's taxonomy places the organism in Eukaryota, Fungi, Ascomycota, Eurotiomycetes, Onygenales, Arthrodermataceae.